Messenger RNA from Panicum hallii, 1886 nucleotides. Its product is annotated as cyclin-B2-2-like. Gene Ontology annotation, biological process: regulation of cyclin-dependent protein serine/threonine kinase activity; mitotic cell cycle phase transition. Gene Ontology annotation, cellular component: centrosome; cytoplasm; nucleus. The coding region runs from base 206 to 1558 and encodes 450 amino acids. The transcript has 10 exons. Gene Ontology annotation, molecular function: cyclin-dependent protein serine/threonine kinase regulator activity. Lineage: Eukaryota; Viridiplantae; Streptophyta; Magnoliopsida; Poales; Poaceae. The record is from RefSeq and is a predicted model, not a curated record.
UCCUCCCCCUAUUUUAUCGCUCCCGAGUCCCGUCUCUCUCCUCCGCUCCUCCCCCCCUCCCCAUCGCCAGCAGGCAGCAGCCACCACCACCACCCGGAGGGGCGAGAGGCGGCGAGGCCGUCAGGGGAGAGAGAGAGGUCCAGCUGGUCUUCUCGUCUCCCGUCCCGCAAGGCCGCAACAACGAGCGGUAAGUAGUUCCCCGGCGAUGGAGAAUCUGAGAUCUGAAAACUACCACCAAGGUGCUGCCAUGGAGGGCGUCAAGUUCGCGCCAGAGAUGGCCAACACCAACCGGAGGGCCCUGAGCGACAUCAAGAACAUCAUUGGAGGCCCUCACCAGCACUUGGCUGUUAGUAAGAGGGGUCUCUCAGAGAAACCAGUUGCUGCUGUAAAUGCCAAGGAUCAAGCUGGUUUUGUUGGACACCGUCCGGUCACGAGGAAAUUUGCUGCAACACUGGCAAACCAACCUACAACUGCCCAUCUGGCCCCAAUUGGAAGUGAAAGGCAGAAACGAAACGCAGAUACAGCAUUUCACACAUGUGCAGAUAUGGAAAGCACCAAGAUGGCUGAUGAUGACAUCCCCCAGCCUAUGCUGUCUGAGAUGAAUGAAGCGAUGAGCUGCGAACUGAAAGAGAUUGAGAUGGAAGAUAUUGAGGAGGCAGCACCUGAUAUUGACAGUUGCGAUGCAGGAAAUUCCCUGGCUGUGGUUGAAUAUGUUGACGAAAUUUACAGAUUCUACAGAAGGACCGAGGGCUCAAGUUGUGUCCCUACAAAUUACAUGUCAAGUCAAACUGAUAUAAAUGAGAAGAUGCGUGGCAUACUAAUUGACUGGCUAAUAGAGGUACACUACAAAUUGGAGCUGUUGGAAGAGACCCUUUUCCUCACUGUGAACAUCAUAGAUAGAUUUUUGGCACUUGAAAAUGUGGUGCGGAAGAAGCUUCAGCUAGUUGGUGUAACUGCUAUGUUGCUUGCGUGCAAGUAUGAAGAGGUGAGCGUACCAGUGGUGGAAGAUCUCAUCUUAAUCUGCGACCGUGCCUACACAAGGGCUGAUAUUCUUGAAAUGGUAAAAAUGCUCUAUAUCUUCAUUUUCAGUGCAAAAGAUAAAAAAAUCAGAGAAAUGACAUUGACAUUUCUGCAGGAGAGAAGGAUAGUGAACACACUUAAGUUCAAUAUGUCGGUGCCGACUCCAUACUGUUUCAUGAGAAGGUUCCUAAAGGCAGCACAAGCAGAGAAGAAGCUCGAGCUCCUAUCAUUCUUCAUGAUCGAGCUUAGCCUUGUUGAGUACGAGAUGCUCAAGUUCUGCCCAUCGAUGCUAGCAGCUUCUGCCAUCUACACAGCUCAAUGCACAAUAAAUGGGUUCAAAUCCUGGAACAAAUGCUGUGAGCUGCACACAAAAUAUUCAGAAGAACAACUAAUGGAUUGCUCUAGGAUGAUGGUUGAACUGCACCAAAGAGCAGGUCAUGGAAAACUUACUGGGGUCCAUAGAAAGUACAGCACAUUUAGGUAUGGCUGUGCUGCAAAAUCAGAACCUGCCACAUUCUUGCUGGAUGCAAGAGCCUAAUCUUAGAACUAAUUGGCUGGUUAUACACACUCUAACUACUUCAUGGAGAGAGUGAGGAAGGGGUGUAUAUAGAGGCUGCUUCGACUAAAUUACAGAGUGGGAUCCACAUAAAUGCAACAACUGUUGCAGCAACAAUUUGGUGGACUGGGUUGGUGUGUUGUGUUAGUUCAAUAUCUUAACAUCGCUGAAAAUUUGGUUUGCGCUGUUUAUUUUUUUUCCAAUUAUAUCCAUUGGAAUUCAAUUCGUACAAUUGUAUCUUGGGUAUUAUUCUUUGUUCAUGUGAUACCUCUGCAAUCUGAAAAUAAACAUUGAUUGAAUUUCCUGUUCA